AUGCCCGGACGACAGGCUCACGGAAGGCCGCUCAUCUCUGCCAAGUCGGCGCCCAAGCCGCACAAGAAAUCCAGCCAAAAGGUCCGCGCCCGGGCUCUCGACGCCUUUGGCAUCGCCUCCGAACAGUUCCCCACAAAGGAGAAGAAGACACCACGGUUCCGUGAGAUCAACGCCGAUGUUGGGCGCAAGCACAGUCGCGAGGAAGAUGACGAAGACGAAGACGACGAAGACGACGAGGACGAGGCCCAGUCGAGGAGGAAGCGCGUGAAGCCCUCGGCGGCCCCCGCUGGCGAUGACGAGGAGGAUGAAUUCGGCAGCGACAGCGAGGGCAACGAGUGGCGAUACGGUGUCGGCGCCGAUGACGACUCGGAGCUUGACAGUGACGAGGCGUUUGGGGAAAGCGACGAGGAGGAGUUCCAGGGCUACACCUUUGGCAAGAGUUCGCAGAAGAAGACCAAGAAGACCAAGCAGGACCAUUCUGACGAUGACCACCCAUGCUCGAUAUGGCGGAAGACGAGUCAGACGAAGAAGAGGAGGAGGGAGAAUCUGAUGAAUGUUGAUUCUUCCAAGCUCGAUGCUCUGCAAACCUUCAUUUCUGGUUACGGCGGCGAAGACGGCAAGGAGGAUGCUCCGGAUGGAUCAAAGCCCCGCCAGAAGAUCAGCUUCAAGGACCUCGGUCUCGCGGGCGUCAAAGACCCGCAGAUGAAGAAAUCCAUGAAGCUCAUGUCCAAAGAGGAGAAAGAAGCCCGUCCAGGGGGCGCUAAGAAGCUUGCUAUUCCACUCGGCAAGCGCCAGCAGGACAAGCUGAGCCGCGCUGUUGCGUACGAAAAGACAAAUGAGACUCUCGAUCGCUGGACCGACCGCGUGAAGCAGGAUCGCCGCGCCGAGCAUCUCGUCUUUCCCCUGCCCGAGAACGCGCAGGAUGCAGGCCUCAACCACGACGAGCUGGCGCCCAUAACGUCCAAGACGACAGGCAACGAGCUGGAGCAGACCAUCAUGAGCAUCAUGGAACAGAGCGGUCUGGCGCUGAACAAAGAGGAAGAGAAGCGCAUCAAGGCCAAGGACAACCCGAGCGAGGGUCUCUCAAAGGAGGCGCUCCAGGAGCUCGUCAACCAGAAGCGCCAGGAGAAGGAGCUGCGCUCGCGCGAAGCCAAGCGCAACAAGCGCAUCAAGAAGAUCAAGAGUAAGGCGUAUCACCGUGUGCACCGCCGGCAGCGCGAGCGCGAUGAGCUCAAGCUCCACGAGGCCAUGGCGGAGGCAGGCGAGAUCGACUCGGAGGAGGAACGCGAUGCGCAGGACCGCGCGCGCGCCCUCGAGCGUGUUGGUGCUCGUCACCGCGACAGCAGGUGGGCCAAGGCCGGAAACUCGAACAAGCGUGCUGUCUGGGAUGACGACUACCGCUCCGGCCUCCACGACAUGGCCCGUCGUGAGGAGGAGCUACGGCAGCGCAAAGAGGGCCGCGCAGGUAAUGCUUCGGAUGACGAUGACGACGAAUACUCUGACAGCGGCUCCGAGGACGGCAAGAACCGAGACCUCCUGGCUCAGCUCGACAGGGCGGAGAAGUACGAUGAUGAUGAGCCCAAGUCUGCUCUCAUGAAGAUGAAAUCCGCAAGGACCUUGCCUCCGAUGCCGAAGGACGUGUCCGACGAGGAGGUCGAGGAGAUUGGCCGCAAAAAGUACGGUGGUGAACAGUCUUCCAUCUCGGCGCCAGCCCUGACGGCUGCCCGCGAGAAGAAGCGUGCCGCCGCUGCGGCAGCCGCCGGGGAAGACAACGACGCUCCUUCAGGGAAAGCCUCCCGCCCCAGAGCCGACGCCGCAUCCCUCAACAUCGGCACCUCCAUCACGGCCGACGGUACCGCCCUGAAGAGCGACGCCUGGUCCUCCAACGAACCCCGCCGCAAGAACAAGAAGCACGCGCCCGUCGUCGACACGAUCAGCACGACCGACAUCAUCAAGGCCGGCUCCAAGCGCGUCUCAAAAUCCACCAAGUCAUCGGCGGCCGGUACCGAGAUGGACGUCGACGGCGACGAUGCGGACCUUCACCUGCCCCUCGCCAUCCGCGACGUCGACCAGCUCGACCGCGCGUUCGCCGGCGACAAUGUCGUGGAGCACUUUGCGGCCGAAAAGGCCGAGAUGGAGACGGAGCAGGACGACAAGGUCAUCGACGAGACGCUGCCGGGCUGGGGCAACUGGGUCGGCGACGGCGUGUCGGCGCGCGACAAGGCGCGGCACAAGGGCAAGGUGCUCCGCAAGGUCGAGGGCAUCAAGAAGGCGAAUCGCAAGGACGCCAAGCUCGAAAAGGUCAUCAUCAACGAGAAGCGGGUCAAGAAUAACGACAAGUAUCUCGCCUCGCAGCUCCCCCACCAGUUCGAGUCGCGCGCGCAGUACGAGCGCUCCCUGCGCCUGCCCAUGGGCCCCGAGUGGCAGACCAAGGAGUCGUUCCAGGACGCGACGAAGCCGCGCGUGCUGGUCAAGCAGGGCAUCAUUGCGCCCAUGCUGCGGCCGACGCGGUAA
Messenger RNA from Verticillium dahliae VdLs.17, 2514 nucleotides. Its product is annotated as small nucleolar ribonucleoprotein complex subunit Utp14. The coding region runs from base 1 to 2514 and encodes 837 amino acids. The transcript is spliced from 5 exons. NCBI's taxonomy places the organism in Eukaryota, Fungi, Ascomycota, Sordariomycetes, Glomerellales, Plectosphaerellaceae. Gene Ontology annotation, cellular component: small-subunit processome; nucleolus. The record is from RefSeq and is a predicted model, not a curated record. Gene Ontology annotation, biological process: rRNA processing.